AUGCAGUUAGAUCUCAUGGACUAUAUCGAAGAAACACACAGAAUUGGUAGAUAUAGCAAUAAAAAUCGACCACUAGCUAUUGAGCUAAUAAGCAAACGAAUGGCUAAGCAUAUAAAAGAUAACAACCACUACUUCCAGGGAACUAUAUCUGAAUUUCAUGAUGAAAAUGCACAAAAAGAAAGACUCCAAAUGCGCGACGAAAUGCUUAACGCUCGAAGGAAAGGAAUGCACGCAGUAAUCCGAAAUAACCAACUCAUCAUAGAAGGAAAACGAAUAAACAUCACAAAUGAAGCAUCAAAAUCUCAACCUGAAAACGGAAAGCCAAAUUACAUAGAGCCCCACGGUAGUAACUAUACAUAUCAUGAACAACAACACAACAAUUCGGAGAAUGAAAGUUACACACGAAAACAAAGAUACACACAUUAA
Messenger RNA from Arctia plantaginis, 426 nucleotides. The record is from the annotation of a GenBank genome assembly. Lineage: Eukaryota; Metazoa; Arthropoda; Insecta; Lepidoptera; Erebidae.